AUGGCCAUACUGGGAGUAGGAACCGACAUUCUCUACAUGCCACGAAUGAUCUCCCUGCUACGAAGACACGCGCCAUACCGUCUUGCAUCUCACAUCCUGUCCAAAUCAGAGAGGGAAAGCUUCAUCACCUUAUUCCCAACAUUUGACAAUCAACGACUAUUAUCCCCCAAUUGGACGUGGGUCUCUACUGAAAACACCAUCAAAUUAGACAAAGACGAGAGCAAUGUUGUCAGGUGGCUCAGUUUAAGAUGGGUAGCUAAAGAAGCCAUAUUCAAAGCUGUGUAUCCUCACAAGAGGCUCGCAUGGGAUGAGGUCACCAUCACAAAGAUCAUGGGAAAACCUCAAGUCGAGUUUUCAGCAUCUGUAGUGUCGGAACUUGCAAUCAAGAAUACACACUUGUCUAUAUCUCAUGAUGGAGACUAUAUAAUAGGGGUUGUCACAGUUGAACAGUAA
Molecule: messenger RNA, 453 nt
Organism: Synchytrium microbalum
Lineage: Eukaryota; Fungi; Chytridiomycota; Chytridiomycetes; Synchytriales; Synchytriaceae
Product: holo-[acyl-carrier-protein] synthase
Exons: 3
Coding region: 1-453 (150 amino acids)
Biological process (GO): fatty acid biosynthetic process
Molecular function (GO): holo-[acyl-carrier-protein] synthase activity; magnesium ion binding
Source: RefSeq, a predicted model, not a curated record